Molecule: messenger RNA, 666 nt
Organism: Arxiozyma heterogenica
Lineage: Eukaryota; Fungi; Ascomycota; Saccharomycetes; Saccharomycetales; Saccharomycetaceae
Exons: 1
Coding region: 1-666 (221 amino acids)
Source: RefSeq, a predicted model, not a curated record
AUGUAUUCUUCGAAUAAUAUUUUGAAUCUAAAAAAUACUUUGAAUUUAGUAAUUGAAAUCACUAGAAAUCAAGAACACUCGACAGUAGGAAGUAUUAUAUGUGAAAGAAACUAUAUUAGAAUAUCUUCAAAAUUUAUAAAUAUUAAUGAAACCAUUGAGCAAUUAUACGCUAAUUUAGAACAUUCAUUAGAGUUCUUAAUAAGUGAUUUUAUCCUCUUCAAGAAAAGAUGUAAUUUUGAUUAUAUUAUUUUAAUCACUACAGAUGAUACUAAUAUAAUUGAUAAUAACAUAUCAAAUACAAUAAACUUCAAUGGGAAUAUCAUUAAAAUGCUUAAUCUCUUUGAAAAAAUUGCUAAAAAUUUAACAAGAAAGAAAAAAUCGGAAGAUUAUGCUCACCUUUAUGUUGGUAUUAUUAAAAUUAAUAAAUGGAAAAAUAUUUUGAGUGCCACUAGGACCAAUAAUGAUAACAAAAUGAUAAAGAAAUCAAAACAUUUUAAUAGCACAGCUAGUACAAAUAAUGCAAAUGAUAGUAUAAUACCAAUUGGCAUUCAUAAUCAAAAUAAUUCUUGUUACAUUAACUGUAUUAUUCAAAGCCUAAUAGGAACUGAUGAUUUUUUUAAUUGGAUAUUAGCGUUUAAUGCUAAUAAAGAAUUACAUAAUUCAUAG